GCCCCCAGCUGAAAUCGCCGCUCUCAUUGGUCAUGUGCGCACGCUUCACGCUUCACUGUUUAUACUCCAGACGCUGCUUAAUUCCGCACAGAAAGCGGGCUUUAAUUGUCCUAAAACAUGUCUGAGGACAUUUAAAACGUGAAUAUCGUCGGCAAGCGUAAAUAACAUAAAAAGUAGCCUACUUUAUGUGUGUUCCUCUGAGCUGCUAUUGUUCUAGCUGUAUGAGACGCAGAUGCAGUCUUGUAGGAUGUCAUUUACACGCUGCAAGACAAUAUAUGGUUUUCAGAUGCCGCCAGCGUUACUGAAAUGAGGUGGUUGUAAUGGGUCACAGGGGACCAUUGCAUUUGUCUGACCUUUUCCAGCUGUAUAAUGAGGACUCUGUCCACACCCUGUGCUCAGUGUUUGAGCAUGAGUGGGAAAAACAACAGAAUUACAGUGAGAGGUCAGACCUAGAAGAGGAUUCUGGGAGAGAGUCACUGCUGCUCUCCAGGAAAACCAAUGCUGGUUACUCUCUUCUUUAUGCAAUAUGGAUGACAUUCCAUCCAGCCUUAGUGAAAGUUGUGCUUCUGAGACUGUCAACUGAUCUUUUUAGCAUUCUAGGUAUUCUAACACUCAGGCAGGCUGUGUUUGACUGGGCCGGAUACACAUAUUCUCUGGCGGUGUUGGGAGCAGUUUGCUGUUCCGCUGUUUCUCAGCAUCACUUUGAGAAACAUAGCAGGAUAAUAACAGCCAACACACAAGCGGUUCUGUCUGGCGCCCUCUACAGGAAGACAUUGUCUCUUUCCCAUAGUUCUUGGCAACAAUCCAACACCACUCAGGGGACGGAUGUAUUAGGCGAAGUUGAAUGUGUAGCAGAGCUGGUGGUCACAUUGACCUGUCUUUGGUCCUGCCCAUUGAGAGUCGCUCUCUAUCUGGGCUUACUGUGGGGAGAAUUGGGCCCUGGCGUGCUGGUGGGGGUGGUAUUGCUACUAGUCCUCAUCCCUGUCAACUCAGCAGUGCAGCACAAGGCCAAACAGCUUCGGAGAUCUCAGCAGAUCAUCAGGGAAAGGAGUGAACAGCUCAUCAAGGAAAUGUUGCAUAAAUACCAGGCGCUGAAGCUUCUCGCAUGGGAGUCUUGGUUCCAUCAGAGAGUUACAGAGUCUCGGGCCAGGGAGCUGGAGAUGCUAAGAAUUCUGGGAUAUUUGACAGCCUUCUCUAUGCUCGACUCUGUCUGUAUGCCUUUUCUGGCUGGUUUCUCUAGUCUUGGUGUAUUUGUGCUGGUGGAUGAUGGGAAUGUUCUCACACCGUCUCAGAUCUUUACAUCCCUCUGUUUCUUCAGAUUGCUCCGCCCACCUCUGCUGGCGCUCCCUGGGCUCUUGUGUGUUCUCAAGCAGGCACAGCAGUCUCUUUGCCAUCUAGAGAAAGUCUUUCUCACAGAGGACCUGGGCACCUCUCAGUUAGUUACUGCAAAAGGUGCUACAGAAGACAUUCCACCUGACAGCUCUCAACAGCCAUGUGAUAGGUGUAAAGACAAGCACAGUAAUUCUGAUGAGAAACGAGAUCACUAUCUAUUCCACAAAGGCAGCGGAGAGGCCCGCAGGCUGUAUUUGAGGGCUUUUGGCUGGCACUGGGUGUCAGUUACCUUGCUGGUCUACCUGUCUGUGUGUGCUGUUAGUUUAGCACAGGAUGCCAUCCUGAGCAUGUGGACUGGUGAAGCCAAAGAGGUUCAAGGCCUGGAGGGGUGGAGAGAGCUCAGAAACUCACGACUGUCUGCGUACGCACUGCUCGGACUCCUGCAAGCCUUGCUUGUGUGCUGUGCCGCCUACUGUCUGACCUGCGGUUCUCUGAGGGCGUCUCAUACGCUACACUCUGAGCUGCUGUCAGAUGUUCUUCACCUGCCUGUACAUUCCCAGAAGAUAGAUGCCAGAUGGUUACUGCAAGCAUUCACUCAAGAUAUGCAAGUUGUUGAUGAAGAGCUGCCAAAACAUUUACACAGCUGGUUAAAGAGUCUUUUGGACACAUUGAGCACCAUCACUUUGAUCAGCUUCAUCAUGCCUGUUUUCAGCCUAGCUGUGUGCCCGCUGAUAAUUCUCUUCUUCCGUAUUCAGUCUCAUUUUUCUUCAGCUCACAUGCAAAUUAGACACAUGGAGGCAAACCCUGUUUCAGUUACUUCUCUGGAGUGUGUGACGCAUUGUGUUGAAGCUCCACUUUCUGGGCCAAAACACAGGGAGGUGUGUCUGACGCACUGCCUCCAAGCCUUACAUCAAAACCUGCUGGUCAAGUACAACAAAAUCAUCUCAGAAAGUUGGGCUGCGUUGCGGUUUGAUGGUGUUGCUGGGAUUGUGCUGUUCCUGGUCAGUCUGAUUCUGCUUGAGACUCAACCUGGCUCAGGGCUUGUGGCUCUGGCUUUGAUCUGUGCCUUUAAUAUUAAAGAAGCUCUUCGCCGUUACCCUCAGGCCACCUCUGAUAUCAGCAUUGACAUGCUGAGCGUGCAAAGAUUUUGUGAAUUUGCCAAAGUGGAAAAGGAGGCAGCAUGGACAGUCACCUACAGACCACCCUUUGACUGGCCCCAGCAUGGAGAGGUGAAGUUCAGGAACUAUGAGUCUGAAGCCUCCUCUAACUGCACACCAGCUCUUAGAGGAAUUAAUCUCACCAUUUUAAAAGGGGAAAAGAUUGGGGUUGUAAGCAGGGGGAAGGCUGACACAGAUGGCUUGGUUAGCUGUCUGUUCCGGUCAGUGGAGGCCAGGAGCGGUGCUGUGCUGAUUGACGAUGUAAACAUCGCCCGCAUGAGUCUACAUGACCUUCGUAGCCGCCUGCAAAUCAUUUCCCAGGUUCCUGUACUGUUCUCAGGUCACCUGAGGGCUAACCUGGACCCGUUCGCUCAGCAUACUGAUGUGCAGGUGUGGCUGGCUCUGGAGCUCUGCCAUCUCAAGGAGCGCGUUCGACAAUUGCCUGCUCAGCUGCUGCACCCUGUUCAAAGAACAUCUCUUGCUUUCAGCUUUGGCCAGAGGAGGCUGCUGUGUUUGGCCAGAGCCCUGCUUGCAAGGGUCAAAAUCCUGCUUGUGGAAGAGGCUCUUCCUUGUGUGGACGUAGAAACGGAGGGCCUGGUCCGACAGUUGAUCCACACAGAGUUUAAAGACUGCACUGUACUGUGGCUCACUCAGAACCCGCUCACUCUCAUUCACACUGACAGGGUGCUGGUUUUGAAUAAAGGACAAGCUGUGAAGUAUGACAUCCCUUCUACUGUCCUCCAGCAGGGGCCGCUGUUCAGUCAAUAAGAUGUGACCUUACAGUACAGUACAUCCAAUUAUUGUUAUCAUUUAUACUUUUCGCUGUUUUUUGCUGACUUAAAGUUAUUAAAUAAUAAAAUUACUAUUUAUAUAAUAAUAAAUAAGUUAUUAAUUUCACGUCAUACAUUAGGUUCCCUAAAGCCACAGUUUAUUGAUUCUAAUUAAUGAAGGUUUCAUAUGCCUUUGGACAGAAUAUACUGGAGAAAAAAAUUAAAUAAGUGACAGGUGGAACACAAACAGACUUUGAAAUAUUAUAGUAAAUUGUGGGGGUUAUUUUAAAUGUAUUUAAAUUAUUAAUUUCUUUUUUCUAUUUUUUUUAUAAUUUAUUUUUUGAUCAUAUAUGUAUUAAGUAACAUUUACUAACAAUGAACAAUACGUUUGUUACAGUAUUUAUUAAUCUUUGUUAACAUUAGUUAAUAAAAAAUACUACAGUUCGUUGUUUGUUCAUGUUAGCUCACAGUGCAUUCUUUUAACUUUUUGUUUUUAAUAAUGUAUUAGUAAAAGUAUUGUUCAUUCUUAGUCAUUUAUAAGUUGAUCAUUUAUAACAGCUGAUCAUUUAUAACAAGAUUAUAUUUUUGACACUUUUGAUACUCUUAUGUCAGUGUUUUACAAUGCAGUUCAAUAUGGAUUAUGAAAAUUACACCAGCAAUAUGAUAAAUAAUAAGAAACAACAGCAGGUCUUAACUGUCGUUCCUUCUAAGGGCUGUUUGAGGUUAUGCACAGUGGCCGUUUGAGCUGUUUGUUGACACAUUCUCCUCUUGUCCAUUUCCUUUGCAGUUAUUGUCAGUUAAUUGCACAUUAGAUUGCUUUAAGGUGCUGUUUUUUCAUAACAGUUUUCCACAUUGUAACUGUCUCCACAUCUUUCCUUUUGUGCUCUGGUCAGUUGACUGUUGUUUCACCAAGAGUGUAGUUUGGCAUUAGGUUUUAGAUUUGUUAUUUAUAGCCUAUUACAACCUGUAUGGAAAUUUCUGAAUAAAAUCCAAAACACAAUA
Ctenopharyngodon idella (grass carp) is the source of this 4261-nucleotide messenger RNA. It is a transcript of the gene abcc13, whose product is annotated as ATP-binding cassette, sub-family C (CFTR/MRP), member 13. Gene Ontology annotation, molecular function: ATP binding; ABC-type transporter activity; ATP hydrolysis activity. Lineage: Eukaryota; Metazoa; Chordata; Actinopteri; Cypriniformes; Xenocyprididae. The record is from RefSeq and is a predicted model, not a curated record. The transcript is spliced from 22 exons. The coding region runs from base 321 to 3257 and encodes 978 amino acids. Gene Ontology annotation, cellular component: membrane. Gene Ontology annotation, biological process: transmembrane transport.